Camellia sinensis is the source of this 540-nucleotide messenger RNA. Lineage: Eukaryota; Viridiplantae; Streptophyta; Magnoliopsida; Ericales; Theaceae. The record is from RefSeq and is a predicted model, not a curated record.
AUGAACAAUUUGAGUAAAGCCAUAUUAAAUAGAGAUUUUGAUGAAUCUUCAUCAUCUGAUGAUGAUAUUAUCAUGAUGUCGCUUUUAUUUGCUGAAUUAACUAGAGGACGUGCCCCUGCUGCAAACUACACCAUCAAUAAUCACGCAUACACCAUGGGGUAUUAUCUUGCUGAUGGUAUCUAUCCUUGUUGGGCAACGAUUGUGAAAACAAUAUUUCAACCUCAAGGCACAAAGAGACAACUAUUUGUGAGGAUGCAGGAGGCAUGUCGGAAAGAUGUCAAAAGGGCAUUUGGAGUGCUCCAAGCACGAUUUAAUAUUGUCAGCGUGCCAGCUAGAGGUUGGAGUGAUGAGGAUCUGUACUACAUCAUGAAGACGUGCAUUAUUUUGCACAACAUGAUUAUUGAAGACGAGCGUAAUAUUCCAGAAAAUGAACGCAGUGCAGCACAACUUGAGACUGAUACCAGUAAUUUGGGCUGUCAAGUGUCACGCGAUCUGAAUGACGAGUAUGCUCAAUUUAUGUUGAAUCGGCAAAGGAUUUGA